Molecule: messenger RNA, 2157 nt
Organism: Cotesia glomerata
Lineage: Eukaryota; Metazoa; Arthropoda; Insecta; Hymenoptera; Braconidae
Exons: 5
Coding region: 154-2058 (634 amino acids)
Source: RefSeq, a predicted model, not a curated record
ACAACGAUUCAUUGUUCCUUUUAACAUUUCGUUUAUUUAGUUAGCUAUUACUUCAUUAGUUCUUUAACUUUUUCAAAGUUAUAAUUAAAAUUAAUUAAUCUUCAUUUCUUCAUUUAAUAAUUUGUAUUUCAACUUCACAAUUAUAGUUUUAAAAUGUCAAGACCGACUCGACAAUUAUCGCUCCAGCCACGUCCGACCCAACGAACGCAAAUUCGACGACAGAAAUCGGCAGAUGGAACCGGAACAGGAGCGACCAUUUACGACACUAAUCAGCGCGGGAAGAAACCGUGGCCUGCUGAGAGGCCCAAAGUAAGGAUCGCGUGGUCAUCUUCAGGACUGGAUGAAUCCAAAGUAGAGGUUGUCGCGUCGCGAAUCGGGACAUCAGCGAAAACUCGCGGGCUGUCCAACUCCUCGCUGAUGAAUUCUGACAAGGCGACUAUUCUGUACUCGCGCCAGGAGCUGGCUGAAAGAUUGCGUCUUGCGUGGAAGCAGAGAGAGGCCAACAAGUCGAACAUAGACAUUUUCCUGGCCCACGAAACGAUUGAUGAGUCCUCGCGCUGUGACUCGAGAUUGUCAACGAUAAGCUGCGAUAUUCUGAAAACUGACCAGGAUAUCUUCACUCUUGGGAUCUCUCCUGAUUCCUCGGUCGACUGCGACGAGCCUGAAGGUGUUGAUGGCAGCAAGGAGAAGCUGCUGGACGCCAGAGCUAAAAGAGCUUCUUUCCAAUCCGGGACAAAUGUCGCUUUUAUGGGACCAAUCAAUAAACUCAUCAAGGAAGGAUCAUCAGACAAAGUUUUGGAGAAAAAGGAACGCGCUGUCACGCCAGAUUGUAAGGUUAAUAAAAGAACGAACUCUGCACCUCCCUCAUCUCAAAGACGAGGAUCUCCGAUUACUCUGGGACACUUGGGUGCAGCUCGUUCAAAAGUUAACAUUGUGAUAGACACUCCGAAGAUUUCACGCCCCAAAGAUGCAGCUAGAAUUGACAGAAAAGACGCUGGACAAAAAGCCCCAAGCCCUUAUGAAGAGUCCAAAAGUGUCUCGCUCAAUUCCAGCUCUGGGGAGAAAAUCCAGGGAAAAUUCAUCACUAAAAAGAGGGUCAGAACUGGAAAACGGAGAGUUGAAGAGUCUGGGGCAAAGAAAAGCGAAUGCAAGCAAAAUCCUGAUGUGAUUACUAUGGUGUCGUUGGUCAGUGACGCUGACAGCGACUCUGAAGUUGAGAAGAACUCUCCAAGGGAUGACAAACUGGUGAGACAGCUUCGCAGCAAUUUACCUACCACGCCAAUAAUCAAGAGCUGCUCAUCUUUGAUGAUCAACACUGAGAGUCUGAGCGUUUUUUCUGGUGAUAAUUGUCUGCUGCCUCCCAGAAGACCUCUGAAAUCAGUUUCUUUUCAGCAAGACUCGAUCGACGGGGAGCUGAUUCGUCCGAGAAGUGAAGAUAAGAAGACGACUUUUCACAACGAAAGUCUUUCUCGGGUGAGCGUUAACCAGCCAGAGCUCGGUGCGACUCGUACUUCGCCACUCGAUGAAAUGAAGCGUCCGUGGCUUGAAAUAGCUUCUUCUGAGCUGGCGACAUCUACCGUCUUCUGGAAGUCCUCCGAAGAAGAUUGUCCUCUGACGGACAGAGAGAAGAGAUGUUUAGUGGUCCCCAUCGGCGACCCACAGGACAAAAAAAGGAAGCUGCUGUUGCAACGCACCAAAAGUGUGCCAUGUCGAACGAACGAUGAAAACCAAUUGGCAAUGCAAAUCGAGGCUAAGGAGCCCGCGGUUACUACUGAUAAACAAACAGAGUUGUCUUCCAUUCAGCGAACUGAUACCGCCGUUUUUCCUCAGACUAUUUCUAAAAUUAUACAGAGGAGUAGCUUCGACGAGAGAACUAUUGACAUAAGAAUGGAGAAUGAAAGUCAGGCAGAGCCCGUCUUAGGGACUACCAAAGAAAAGGAAUGCUGGCAUCUUUAUAGAAGGAUGUGCGAUAAAGGAGUCUGUGUUUCAUUUGAUACCGUUCUAAGGGGAAUGCUUACACCAACGGAAUACAGAUUGAGAAGAAGAGAAAUCACAUAGCAAGAGGAGAAGGAAGUUCGACAAACUUCCUCAGAUGAUAGUUCUAAUAAACGUUUACAAAAAUGAAAUAUUUGUAGGCAUAAAUAAAUAAAUUUAAUU